UCCAUACUGGUCCAUACUGGUCCGUACUGGUCCUUAUUGAUGGAUGUGCAGUGUGUACUGAUCCAUACUGGUCCGUACUGGUCCGUACUGGUCCUUAUUGAUGGAUGUGCAGUGUGUACUGAUCCAUACUGGUCCGUACUGGUCCGUACUGGUCCUUAUUGAUGGAUGUGCAGUGUGUACUGGUCCAUACUGGUCUGUACUGGUCCAUACUGGUCCGUACUGGUCUGUCCCCUGUCCCCACAGGCCCCACGGCGACGCCUGGACAGGACCAACAUGGAGCCCUGAGAGGAGGCGCGGCCGCGGGGAUGGCGAAGCUGCUGGUGCCGCUGGUGAUGCUGGGCGCCGUGUCCGGGGCGGGGGUCCCGGUGUCCCCCCCAUCGCCGCGCUGCCCCCCGCGCUGCCUGUGCCCCGCGGCCGCGCCCAGCCCCACGCUGCUGUGCGCCCGCACGGGGCUGCUGGCCGUGCCGCCCAGCCUGGACCGCGGCGCCGUGGAGCUGCGCCUGGCCGACAACUUCAUCGGCGCCGUGGGCCGCGCCGACUUCGCCAACAUGAGCAGCCUGGUGCACCUGACGCUGUCGCGGAACGGGCUGCGCCGCCUGGCCCCCGGCGCCUUCGCCGACCUGCGCGCGCUGCGGGCGCUGCACCUGGACGGGAACCGGCUGCCGGCGCUGAGCGGGCCGCAGCUGCGCGGGCUGGCCAGCCUGCGCCACCUCAUCCUGGCCAACAACCAGCUGGCCGCCAUCGACGCCGCCGCCUUCGCCGCCUUCGCCGCCACCGUGGAGGACCUGGACCUGUCGCACAACAACCUGCCGGCGCUGCCCUGGGACGCCGUGGCCGCCAUGGGCAGCCUGGCCACGCUGACUCUGGACCACAACCUGCUGGAGCGGGUGCCGGCCGGCGCCGUGGCACGGCUGCCGCGCCUGGCCAGGCUGGACCUGACGGCCAACCGGCUGCGGGCGCUGCCGCCGGUGCCGGGGCCGCCGGGGCCGGCGCUGGCGGCCGGGGGGAACCCGUUGCACUGCAACUGUGAACUGCUGUGGCUGCGCCGCGUGGCCCAGCCGGGCCGCCUGGAGACCUGCGCCACGCCGGCGCCGCUGGCCGGGCGGCUGCUGGGCGCCGUGCCCGAGGAGGAGCUGACCUGCCGGGCACCCGCCGUCACCGCACUGUGCCGCGCCGCGCCCGCCUGCCGUCACCCUAGGGCAGCCUCUCGUCUUGGUUGCGCCUCCGUCCGUGGACCCCCGCCCGCGCUGCACUGGCUGGGCCCCGACUGGCGCGUGGUGCAGAACGGCUCCCGGCGCUCGGUGGGUGCCGACGGCUCCCUGGAGCUGCGCGUGGCCACCCUGAGAGACCACGGCGGCUUCACCUGCGUGGCCGCCAAUGCGGCGGGCGAGGCGGCCGCGCGCGUCGACGUGGUGGUGGUGCCGCUGCCGGUGCCGCGGGGGGCGCGGGACGGGGACGGGGACGGCGCCGAGGCGGGGCCCGGCCCCUCGGAUAUGGCCCAGGCGGGCGGCAAUGACACCUGGGGGGGGCCCGGGGAGCGGCGCGUGGUGGCGGCCGAGGUGACGGCGUCCUCGGCGCGCAUCCGGUGGCUGCCGCAGCGCCACGUGCCCGGCGUGCGCAUGGUGCAGAUCCAGUACAACAGCUCGGCCGACGACGCCCUGGUCUACAGGUUGUUGCCCCCCUCCAGCCGCACCUUCGUGCUGCGGGACUUGGCCCCGGGGCGCCAGUACGAGCUCUGCGUGUCCGCGCUGCGCGUGGCCGGGGACCCCCCCGCCGCCCCCCGCCCGCUCGGCUGCGUCUCCUUCGCCACGGCCGCCGCCCCUCCGGGCUGCUCCGCGCCGCCCCGGCCCCACUUCCUGGGGGGCACCGUCAUCAUCGUCAUCGGCGCCGCCAUCGCCGCCUCCGUGCUCGUCUUCAUCCUCAUCCUCACGGCGCGCUGGAAGGCGGCGGCGGGGGCGCGGCGCCCCCCGCCCGCGCUCACCAGCGUCUGCUCGCAGACCAACGGCGGCCCCCGGCCCGCCGAGACCCCCGAGCUGCCCCCGCUGCCCCCGGCGGCGGCGGGCGGGGGUCCCGCGGCGGCGGGGGGGGCGCGGGGGUUGUUCCCCAGCCACAGCUACCCCCGGCGGGCGCGGCCGCGGCGCCACGGGUCCCUGCCGCGGCUGGACGCGCCUGAGGGGAGCCCCCUGGGCCCCCCCCUGCGCCCCUCCUUCGGCAGCACCCACUGGAUGCUGGAGAGCACCGUCUGAGGGGGGGGACGGUGGGAAUCCCCCCCGACCCCGUCUCGGGACCCCCCUUCGGCAGCGCCCACUGGGACCCCCCAAAUCCUCCUGGGGGGGCGGCGGUGGGACCCCCCCCUCCGUUCCCGGGUGGUCCCGGGUGACCAAACGCAACCCCGGCGGCUCUUGCGGGGGGGGGGGGAGGUCCUGGGAGCCCCUCCGGACCCGUUUGGGAUCCCUCGUGGGUGCCACCAGGUGCCGCUGGGAACCCGCCAGGUGUCCCCCCCCCGCCCUGGGGGUACCUGUAUGCAAACCUUUCCCCCCGAAAAACCCGCACGCGUGGGGACCCCCGGCACUUGCGGGCGGAGGGACCCGCGUGGGGGCCGCGACGGGGACCGCGCCCCCCCUCCCCCCGAAUCGCGCGUGGCGUGUCCGGAAAACCCUGCGGCUCCCCCCACGCGUGUGUGUCUCCCCCCACCCCCCCGAGAUGCGCACUUGGGACUUGUGUGUGCGCCCCAAAAUUCGU
Serinus canaria (Common canary) is the source of this 2742-nucleotide messenger RNA. It is a transcript of the gene LRFN1, whose product is annotated as leucine rich repeat and fibronectin type III domain containing 1. The record is from RefSeq and is a predicted model, not a curated record. NCBI's taxonomy places the organism in Eukaryota, Metazoa, Chordata, Aves, Passeriformes, Fringillidae. Gene Ontology annotation, molecular function: protein binding.